Pistacia vera is the source of this 1365-nucleotide messenger RNA. RefSeq names its product probable carboxylesterase 15. Lineage: Eukaryota; Viridiplantae; Streptophyta; Magnoliopsida; Sapindales; Anacardiaceae. The coding region runs from base 67 to 1080 and encodes 337 amino acids. The transcript has a single exon. Gene Ontology annotation, molecular function: hydrolase activity. The record is from RefSeq and is a predicted model, not a curated record.
ACUCCACACUCAAAUCCCACUUCUCCAUUCUUUUCCCUCAAUUUAGAACACUUCCCUUUUUCAGCCAUGGUUCGCGGGCUCAAAAUCGUCGAAGAAGUCUCCGGCUGGCUCCGAAUAUUAGAAGACGGCUCCGUCGACCGCACCUGGUCCGGUCCCCCGGAGGUCAAGUUCAUGGCCGAACCGGUGCCGCCCCACAUCCACUUCAUUGACGGCGUUGCUACCCGUGAUUUCACCAUCAACCCCACCUCCGGCCUCCGCGUCAGAAUAUAUAAACCGAAACAAGACUCUGAAAACCAAACCAAGCUCCCAAUUCUGAUUCAUUUUCAUGGCGGAGGAUUUUGCAUCAGUGAAGCCAGUUGGUUUAUGUACUAUAGCAUUUAUACUAAACUUGCGAAAUCAGUCCCGGCCAUCGUCGUCUCCAUCUAUCUCCGGCUGGCCCCGGAGCACCGCCUCCCGGCCGCCUGCGACGACGGCUUCGAAGCCCUCCUCUGGCUCCGGUCACAGGCCGAGGGCCGCUCACACGAGCCGUGGCUCAGCGAAGAUGGAGACUUCAACCGAGUGUUUCUCAUUGGAGACAGCUCGGGAGGGAACGUGGUUCAUGAAGUGGCAGCACGUGCAGGACACGUGCUGCCCGACAUGGGUCCGUUAAAAUUAGCGGGCGCGAUUCCGAUCCACCCGGGCUUUGUUCGGGCCGAACGGAGCAAGUCCGAGUUGGAGCAGCCGGAGUCACCUUUUUUAACGCUUGACAUGGUGGACAAGUUCUUGAAGCUGGCGUUGCCGUUAAAGUGCACUAAGGAUCAUCCUUUGACGUGUCCAAUGGGGGCGGCUGCACCGCCGUUUGACGGGCUGAAACUGCCGCCGUUUCUGCUGUGUGUAGCGGAGAAUGACUUGAUAAAAGACACGGAAAUGGAGUAUUAUGAGGCGAUGAAAAAGGCAGGUAAAGAAGUGGAAUUGUUCAUGAAUUAUGGGAUGGGCCAUAGUUUUUAUUUGAAUAAAAUCGCGGUGGAUAUGGACCCGAAAACGGGUGCCCAAACUUAUCGUCUUCUUCAAGGAAUUUCAGAGUUCAUCAGGAACCAUUAGCAAGGGUUAAAUUCUAAUAAUUAAUGUUAGUAGAAGGAUUUUUUUUUUUUUUUUAAUAUAUAUAUAUAUAUAAUGGGUUUUGGGUUAUGGGUUAGUAGUGGAACUUCAUGAAGUAAUUAUAAUAAAAUAAUAUGAUUAAUAUGUUAUAAAUAUGAUGUUUUUCAUUAAGUACGAGUUAUUCAUCUGUCUAUACAAGCUUUGCGCUAGAUUCCAUUACUAGGCUUAAACCAAUACACAAAGCUUGUAAGUGUAAUAUUAUUCCACACAUACAAAGCGUUGGAAUAG